AUGAGGACGAAAGAGUUGGCUUUUAUCAUCAUAUUAAUCAUCUCAGGAGAACUCUAUGCAGAAGAGAAACCCUGUGGUCUUCCUAGUGUGGAAAAUGGAAGGAUUGCCCAAUAUUACUAUUCUUUUAAAAGCUAUUACUUUCCAAUGAAAAUAAAUGAAAAACUGUUGUUUUCCUGCUUGGCUGGUUAUACAACUGAAACUGGGAAACAAGAGGCACAAGUCACAUGUACCCGAGAGGGCUGGUCUCCAGAACCACGUUGCUUCAAAAAAUGCGUUAAGCCUGAGUUGAGGAAUGGUUACAUCUCUGAUGUAAAAUUAAUGUACAAAAUUCAAGAGAACAUGCGUUAUAGUUGUAAUUCAGGAUAUAAAACCACUGGAGGAAAGGAUGAAGAAGUAGUUCAAUGUCUUGCUGAUGGAUGGUCUUCUCAACCUACCUGUAAGAAGGAACAUGAAACAUGUUUGGUCCCUGAAUUAGAUCAUGGGAAUUAUUCCACGGCGCAGAAAACGUUCAGAGUGAAGGACAAAAUACAGUACGAGUGUGCUGCUGGCUACUACACAACUGGGGGAAAGAAGACAGAGGAGGUAGAAUGCCGCACAUAUGGAUGGUCUCUCACACCAAAAUGUACCAAAUUAAAGUGCUCUUCUUUAAGAUUAAUAGAAAAUGGUUAUUUUCAUCCUAUAAAGCAAACAUAUGAAGAAGGAGAUGUAGUUCAGUUUUUCUGUCAUACAAAUUAUUAUCUAAGUGGAUCUGACUUAAUUCAGUGUUAUAACUUCGGUUGGUACCCAGCAUCUCCUGUAUGUGAAGGAAGAAGAAAUCGAUGUCCUCCUCCACCUCUGCCUCUACACUCCAAAAUUCAAACAUAUUCAACAACUUAUCGUCAUGGAGAAACAGUUCGUAUAGAAUGUGAACUUAAUUUUGAGAUACAGGGAUCACAAGAAAUACGUUGUGAAAAUGGAAAAUGGACAGAACCUCCAAAAUGCAUAGAAGAAAAGGAGAAGACAGCCUGUGGGGACCCACCCAUCAUUGAGAAUGGUACAGCAAACCUGGACUCUACGAUUUAUUACAAUGGGGAUAAAGUGGCAUAUGAAUGUAAAAGUGGGUAUCAUCUCCGAGGAUCAACAGAAAUAACUUGUAAACGUGGAAAAUGGACACGUCCUCCUGAGUGUGUUGAAAAUAAUGAGAAUUGUAAGCCACCACCUGAUAUAAUAAAUGGGGCUGUUGUUGAUGGAUUAUUAGCAAGCUACACAACAGGAUCCUCAGUAGAAUAUAGAUGCAAUGAAUAUUACUUACUGAGUGGAGCAAAAGUAUCUCGUUGUGAACAAGGAAGAUGGUCAUCCCCACCUAUUUGCUUAGAACCAUGUACUAUUAAUGUGGAUUACAUGUACAGAAAUAACAUAGAGAUGAAGUGGAAGUAUGAAGGAAAGGUCUUACAUGGAGAUUUAAUAGAUUUUGUAUGUAAAGAAGGAUAUGACUUAUCUCCAUCAACCUUGUUGUCUGAAUUUUCUGUACAAUGCAAUAGAGGAGAAGUGAGAUAUCCUUUAUGUAUUAGAAAAGAAUCUAAAGGAGUGUGUGCAUCUCCUCCACUUAUUAAAAAUGGAGUCAUAAUUAGUUCAAGAUUAGAAAUCUAUGAAAAUGGUUCCUCGGUAGAAUACAAGUGUUUUGAUCACCAUUUUCUUCAGGGGUCUAAGGAGUCCUAUUGUUUAGAGGGAGUGUGGACUACACCACCAUCGUGUUUAGAGCCUUGCACAUUAUCUCUUGUUGAAAUGGAAAAUAAUAAUUUACUCCUAAAGUGGGAUUUUGAUGAUAGACCAUAUAUUUUCCAUGGCGAGUAUAUUGAGUUUCUUUGUAAGAGAAAUACAUAUGUAGCUGACCUCUCUAUUUUUGGAUCUGAACUCAGAGUGCAAUGUGACAGAGGGCAGUUAAAAUAUCCAACAUGUAUUCACAGAGAAAGGAUGCUGUCUUAUCAACAACACUUCAGGACAUAAAAAUGUAUGACAGAAAGAAGAAUAGUAUAUCAACACAUCGUAAAAUCCUUUAUAAAACAUAAUUUUUAGAAGAAAAAAUUACAAAUCUCUAAGUUUUAACUUGCUUGAAGAUUUGAAUCUAACUUGUCUAUGUUGAACAUUUUUUAUUUAUAAAUAAGCCAGAACAUGUCUCCUUUCUAAUUUGACUGAUCUGACAUGUAACCUAACCUUUAUGGCAUGCUUUCCCUCUGUUAAAAAGAUUGAUCUACAUGUUAAAAUAUUUGUUUCCUAAUAUCCAUUCAUUGUGCUAUAUUGUUGCCUUCAAGAUAUUUGUUUUUAUGAUAUUCACUAAUAUUAGAGUUUUCUGGUAAUUUUAAUUCAAUCUUUAUAUCAAUACUAAAGAACCAAACA
This is a messenger RNA of Enhydra lutris kenyoni (northern sea otter), 2376 nucleotides long. RefSeq names its product coagulation factor XIII B chain. The transcript is spliced from 12 exons. The record is from RefSeq and is a predicted model, not a curated record. Bases 1 to 1986 code for a protein of 661 amino acids. Lineage: Eukaryota; Metazoa; Chordata; Mammalia; Carnivora; Mustelidae.